AUGCUCUCAUCUCCCGCUGCCACUGUUCUCUCGGGCUAUCUGACGCGGAAUGCCAAGAUACCCCCGGUGUAUCCCAUCAACGUGACUGAUGGACUGCAGGUGCUUGGCGUCUGCUUGAUGUGCUCACUACCAGUCGACUCGACAGAUAUGCCUGACGCACAAUACGGUUACGAAGUCUUGAUGGGUGUUGGCUUUGGGUUAGAUCUGACUACUGUCUUGACCUUCGCUCGUAUUGUGGUCUCUGAAUCUAAUCUCUGCGGUACGGUAUCGCUAGCCAUGUGCGCUACCAUUCUCAAUAACCAUUUGAGACCAAAAUUGACCGAUAUCGUAUCCACAGAACAAGCAGCAGCAAUCUUCGACUCCGUGUCUGUUAUAGAAAAUCUCGAUCCGUCUCAGCAAGUGGCUGUAAGAAGGGCCUUUGCUGAAGGUUAUAAUUGGCAGAAUAUCUUCAUGGCAGCCAUGGCAGCUGCUGGCUUGAUUGCGUCGUUGUUUCUGUGGGAGAAGAGUUCGCGCAAAGCAGAAUAG
Messenger RNA from Fusarium coffeatum, 525 nucleotides. RefSeq lists its product as uncharacterized. Gene Ontology annotation, molecular function: transmembrane transporter activity. Bases 1 to 525 code for a protein of 174 amino acids. Gene Ontology annotation, biological process: transmembrane transport. NCBI's taxonomy places the organism in Eukaryota, Fungi, Ascomycota, Sordariomycetes, Hypocreales, Nectriaceae. The transcript has 3 exons. The record is from RefSeq and is a predicted model, not a curated record.